Molecule: messenger RNA, 582 nt
Organism: Amoebophrya sp. A120
Lineage: Eukaryota; Dinophyceae; Syndiniales; Amoebophryaceae
Source: the annotation of a GenBank genome assembly
CAUCGUUCAUGCCAGACAUCGAAGUUCUGCAUGAGGACGCUGGAGCGGCUACAAAAACCGUUUCGUCUGCCGCCGGCGUUCUCCAAGGGAAAAAUUCUGAAGCUGCAGGUGCAAAAACUGGAGCAGGAACUACAACAGUAUCGCAGGAAACUGACAACCAUCAUCUCGGGGAUGCACCAGAAGUACCACGAGCAAUCGUCGAUCUCGCAAGGACGCCCGAGGAGUCACAACUCAUCCAGGAACGCGAAUUGGCGGAGACCUUGGCCAGAGAGCUCGAUAAGGGGCUCCUUUCAUCCGGCGGCCGCAAUAUUACCGGUGCGAUUAUACUGCCGACGCCCAGCAGAGAAGUUCUGGUUCCCGACGCACUUUCCAACUCCCGUGACACCUAUGAUGCGCCGGUGUAUCAGAAAAGCAGCACGGCGAACUCCCGUUCCCUGAGUGCGCGCACGUCUUUUCGGACGUUGAGUGACGGCUUGCCGGCUGUGGAUGUGGACUCGGACGAGAUCCAAAUCAUCAGCCCCAGUUCGGCCUUCCGCAGCUGCAUCGCUACACCGCACGGGCGACGGAGCUGCUUCGAGGACG